This is a messenger RNA of Fraxinus pennsylvanica, 1038 nucleotides long. The record is from the annotation of a GenBank genome assembly. Lineage: Eukaryota; Viridiplantae; Streptophyta; Magnoliopsida; Lamiales; Oleaceae.
AUGUUCAUCCGAGAGGAGCUCAAUAAUCUUAUCAAAAGUUUGCAAUACCACAUUCAACAUGAAAGCAUUCCUCUAAAUGAAGAGAAACAAAUCCUCAGAGAAAUUAAAGUACUUGAAGGGACACGGGGAAAGGUCAUUGCAAAUGCUGCUGAGAUGGCUAAGAUACAGGACUCAUUGGGUGAAAAGGAGGUCAUUCAGGACCAGCUUAUAGGCGUUGAUCUUGAUGGAGUUUGGAAAGAACAGCAAGUGGUUAAGGCCAAGCUUAAGCAACUUGAUGAAGAAAAGGAGUCUCAAGAGAAAGAGAUCAAUGCUUUGCAGGAGGAGUUGACAUCAGUUGCAGAGGAGCGGGAUAAAACUUUUGCGAACAUUCAGGAAAUGAGGAAACAGCGUGAAGAAAAAAUUCGAAUGGCCAGAAUUGUCAUCCACUUUCAGAAUUCGUCUUAUUACCAAAACCGUACACUUUUGAUCAAAGCCAAAGAACUAGCAGCAAAGAAGGAUGUUGAAGCUUUGAAGGAACUUUCAGAGACAGAGGUUGAGAAGUUCAUGUCCCUCUGGAGCACUAAUAAGGCUUUCAGGGAUGACUACGAGAGGAGAACACUGCCAUCAUAUGACAUUCGACAGCUGAGUAGGGAUGGACGUAUAUGGAAUCCUGAUGAAAAGCCACUGGUGUCGUUAGAUGCACCAACCCCUUCACAAACUGAGUUAGUUGUGAAAACAAAUGAGCGUGAAAAUAGAGUGAAAAAUAAGGCCAGAACUGCUGUUGCCGCUCAUGAUUCUGAGGAAUCAACUGAAGCAGUGGCAGCGGUUGCUGAACAAGAAAACAUCGAGGAAAAAGUUGAAACUCUGGUUCCACUAAAGAACGAGGAUAGGAAAGAAAAUACCAUCAGGCAUAGAACACGACCAAAAUGUCCAGAUUCACUUCAGAAAGUUGUUCUCAAACUAUUGGGUAUGGGCUGCUUUUGGUGGUUUUUGUACUUCUGGCAAUUGGGUAUCGCUAUCUUCUUUAAGAUGUUAAAGAAGUUCACCAAUGAAAGAUGA